CGCCGGUAUAAAAACUCGAGCACAGGCGCAUCCAAACCAUAACAACCACCAUCGUGAAGCAGGGUACACCCUUAGUGAAAAUACAUAAAUACAUUACAUUAUAUUACAUAAAUACAUUGAGUAUUCAAGUUCAUAUGACGUGAAGUGAAUUUCAGUUAUGCUGUAAUUUUAUAUCACUGAACCAUGGCUUACUACUGGAUCUUCAUAACGUUUUCCUGGUUCGGCAGCGUCAGCCUCCAGUACAUCAACACUGGGGGCCCUGGCGCGGAGACCCUCCUCGACCCUCUGGACUCGUCCCUCCACUACCCUCCUCUGCCGUACCUCAACUACUACAACAUGCCAGUCGCUAGAAGCAACUACGACAACUUCCAGAACGACGAAAACGAUCACGCAUUCUACCAACAAGAGCAAGAGUCACUGGAUCUGCAGAGGAAACGGAGAACGGUAACUGAGGAUGUUAAUGACACUAAAGAUGAAGACCAGGAGAAGCGCUGGCUUCCCGACCUUAUAGACAGUGACAAGACGUUGUAUCUACACAACGAUGGUAAGGUCAACCCGUUUAUCAUCCAAGCAUUAGCUGAAGCUUUAGACGGCAAUACGAGUGACAGCAACUUAAUUCAAACCUUAGAAAACAAGCGGAGCUUCAGUCCUUGGGGCGGCAAAAGAGACAAGCCAUUCAUAGAGCACACUUGGACUUGGAAACGUACGCCCGGGAUCCGAGAGCCGAGCAUGCCGAAAAGAGUACGUUUCAGUCCUUGGGGAGGAAAACGGAGCGGCCAGAUGAUCUUUAAACCGGGUAAUAAGAGCACGAAGGUUAUAUUCUCGGCGUCACUGCCUGAACUCACACGCAUAAUUUCCAACUAUUCGCCAAACGGAAACAAGUUUGACCUGACCGGUAUGCAGUUCGUCCCGUCUUUGGGAAAGCGGCACCCUGUCAAGAUACUGGCUCUGAGCACUAAUUUGGACGAGAGAUCGCUUCGAGAUGCUUUACCCUUCAACUCUUUCAUGGAACCGCUGCCGAGGAUCUUCAAACCUGGCCACCCGUACUUGGAUGUCAAUUUAAAGAAGGACGGAAAGAGGAAGGUCAAAUUCAGCGCGUGGGGAGGAAAGCGAUCGCCUCCCAUCAUAGGGCCGAUAUGGACGCCUGCAUCUCGAGAUCUCCAGGAAUCGACGCUGAAUACGAUAGUCUUAGUACGAAAACAGGACAACGCCGCGAAAAAUUUGUAAUGCCUUCGAAACGAGAAUAAAUGACACCUACGUUACAAUUUGUUACGAUGCUUCUCGAUACUAAAACCUAGAUAGUCUUUAAGUAGUUUGAUUUAAAUAAAUGUAUCUAUAGUUUAAUGUGCCAUAGUAAAGUUACGCCAUUAGAGCUGCAAGGAUGCAAGGUUAUGCUAAUUGUUCAAUUCUAAACACGAUCAACGAUAACUACCUAUUCGAUUCUGAGCCUGCAAAGAUUAUAAAAUAAUUCCAAGCUUAGGAUCAAGUAGGAAAGAGUAGGUACUAAUUACUAUUGUCCCGUAGUUAAUGGAUAAAACGCAAAUGGUAGGUACACCACCUAAUUAUCUGAAAGUAAUUUGACUAAAAAUUAGUUUUGAAAAAAUUCCCAAGUUAAAUUUAUUUUUCGGAUUUUCGGGUAAUUUUAACGAAAGAAAAAUAAUUAUUGCAUUCAGUUUCUUCUACAAAACAAAUAAAACGUUAUUUAUAAAAGCAGUAUCUUAAAUACAUUGGUAACUUAUUCCGUAAUGUCUAACAAAAAUCAGAUCUUCAAAAUCUUUAAAGCAGCUACGGCAUUGAAAAAAUGAUUCGAGACAGAAAAUUUUGAAAAUCCGAAAAAACGAUAUAACCCUAGGAUUUUUUCCAAAACCUACUACAGAUAAUUCAGUGGUGUAACUACCAUUUGCGUUUUAUCCAUUAAUUACGGGACACCCUGUAUGUCUACUACCUACGCAGUUCAAACCUAUUAGCUAUCUUGGGAUCAAAACUACACAACUAAUAUAAAACAAUAUUGUUGCUCGAUUUCUAACAAAGCCUGAGCUAUGCAAUUGCAUCCUCGCAGAAAUAGUAAAGCGCUUCUAAUUGGGAGAAUUAAGUCUGGACGAUUUUUUUAUUUUGAAAAUACUGGCAAUGUGUUUCCGACGAAAAGGCUGGUUUCGCCGGAAACACUCAGACGCAAUCGAGUCAAAUAAUAAUUGUUAUCAAUAAACAAUUUUAGUCAAUUGUUUAAAAAAAAUAAAGUGUUUAUUAGUAAAAUUGUAAUUAAAAUUAUUGGACAAAGGCUAAAUUACAUAUUGUAACUUAUUUAUUGUGCAAUUUAAGUAAAUGUAAAGAAUUAAAAUGACGAGUUUGUAAAAUUUCAUUUAUUUCACCCAAUCAAUGAAUAUGAAUAGAGACAAAUGAAUAUUAAUCAAAAACAUGGUAUUUUUUUACCAUAGGAAAAGAAAUACUAAUAAUGUAUGCCAUUGUUGUCUCAAACCUCAAUAGCCAAUAGGAGUAUCUCAAUGAUUUAACUCGAACCGGUUUUAUUCUCACCUUUUCAAUUUUAGCUUUUUAGAGGAGAUAGGGGAAUAUUGGUCAACUUUAAAAGCUAAUAUUCUAUAAAAAUUACUCUUGAUUAUUGAUUCAAAUAUAUUAUAAUUAUGAUAUCUUAGACUGAACUAGAGCUAUAGGAUGAUAAUUAUAAUAAAAAACAAUUUCAAUUUUGUAGUUUAUUUAGAAAUUCAUAGACUCUUAACUAAAACAUACUGUCAUAAAGAAAUUGUUUUAAAUACACCAUAAGUUUAGUCUCACUGCAAAUUAUUACAAAACAUUUCAAAGUGUUUUUAAUGUGAUUGUUGAUGUUUAAGACAUAUUUAUGAAUUACUAAGAAUUAAAAUAGUGCUCCUAUAAGGUUAAUAAUAUUUUAAUUAUAAAUCAUACAAUUUAGCAAAUCAAUAGCAAAUCAAUAGGGGUAGGUAUAAAAAUAUGUUAAAUUAAAA
Bicyclus anynana (squinting bush brown) is the source of this 2978-nucleotide messenger RNA. RefSeq lists its product as uncharacterized. The record is from RefSeq and is a predicted model, not a curated record. Lineage: Eukaryota; Metazoa; Arthropoda; Insecta; Lepidoptera; Nymphalidae. The coding region runs from base 184 to 1227 and encodes 347 amino acids. The transcript has 2 exons.